UGACUUGCAGGCGAGAUCUGCCAUUCCUCUCCGCUGCAGGUAAACAAGGCAGCUGUGUGCGAUGUGCCACAUCCAUCGAAGCCUUCCAACACAACCGCCUUCCCACUACAAACUUUAGUUAGCAUUUCCUGGGGAAUAUUCAACUCAGAUAUGUUAAUUUGGACGACAUGGCAGAUCUUUAAGAUUAAACUGGAUUGAAAAAAGAAGUUUGGGCAGUGCCUCUGUGUGGAGAGACAAUUUUACCAAAAUGACAUCCAAACAUAUAACUCCUUUUAUCACUGGCUUACGUAGCCGCAAUGACGAAAGUCGACUGGCAACAGCCUACGAACUUUAUCGUUAUGUUAACACUGAUGUUCCUGAGAUGCCUUUAGAUGACCAGAAUGCAUUCAUUGAUGAGAUUAACCACAAUGUCUUUGAGAUGGUAUCCAGUAGUGAAGUGCAUGAAAAGAAAGGAGGAAUUUUGGCCAUUGCUACCCUCGUUGGUGUUGAUAUUGGAAAUGCAGCUACAAAAAUUAGCCGUUUCGCUAAUUACUUGAGAAACCUUGUUCCAUCCAGUGAUGUUGGCUUGAUGGAAAUGACAGCUAAAGGGAUGGGCAUAUUAGCUCUGUCUGCUGGUAACCACGCUGCUGAGUAUGUGGACUUUGAGACGAAGAGAUCUCUGGAACUUUUAGCUGGUGAAAGACAUGAAGGCCAACGUUAUUCAGCCGUACUCAUUCUGAAGGAGUUGGCUACUUUUACACCAACAUUCUUUUUUCAACAAGUUCCACAGUUUUUUGAAAAUAUCUUUAAUGCUGUUAGAGAUCCCAAGCCGGCUGUCAGAGAAGCUGCCGUAGCUGCAUUGCGGGCAACACUUGCUGUUACAUCACAACGAGAGACGAAAAGAGAUCACAGUGAAGACUGGUACAAAACUUGUCUGGAAGAAGCGUUGAGGCCAUACAGUGAUGCUCUUGCUAAAGAGAAACGUCUCAACAAGGAUGAUUGGCUGCAUGGAUCUUUACUGAUAAUCAAUGAACUUCUACGAUGCAGCAACAUGGAAGGAGAGCGCCUUCGUGUUGAAAUGGAGGACUUGGCCAUUCAGCAGAACACAUUUGAGAAAGCAGUGAAGGAAUUCUCUCCACGCCGUAGAUCCCCUGCCAACACCAGUGGCUUCCAACAACUACAUCAAAAGUCUCCUUUAAUAGUCUUUGAUGCAUCGCAUGCAUCAGCACCUCAGAAAAGAGGUCUCUUUGAAAGUAGAGUUUGCAAAGAGUUAAUGACCAAAAACUACGACAAGGUAGCUAACUUGGUUCAUCAACUUUACCAAGGAAAUCGUAGCAGCUAUGUACAACAAGUCAUGUUGAAAGCCAUUCCUAGGUUGGCAGCUUUUGAUCCAGAGUUGUUUUCCAGAACAUACCUUCGAGACACCAUCGUAUACUUGCUUAAUGCUUUGCGGCGUGAUAAAGAAAGAGCUGCAGCAUUCCAAGCAGUGGGUCUCCUGGCAGUUGCUGUGAAGGAUAACAUCUUCAGCUUUUGCAAUCGGAUCAUGGAAUUUGUGAGAAGUGCUCUACCACCUAAAGAUUUACCACAAAAGAAACAGAAAGCUAUCUCUGUGGAACCUUCUGUUUUUACCUGUAUCAGCAUGUUGGGGAGAGCUUUGGAGACUUCAAUUGCUCGUGACAUGAAGGACAUCUUGGACUCCAUGCUGUUCACAGGUUUAAGUCCUGCAUUGACAGCCGCACUGCGGGAUCUGGCUACCUAUAUCCCCCAGAUGAAGAAAGAUAUCCAAGAUGGGUUACUUAGGAUGUUGUCCUUGAUUCUGAUUGGUCGACCACUUCAGCAUCCUGGUGCUCCCAAGAAUUUACCCAUUGGGUCGUCUGCUGGUAGUGAUUCACAAGAUGACACUAGUAUUACAUUGGCACUCUCAACUCUGGGUAGUUUUGAUUUUGAAGGUCAUUCUCUCACUCAAUUUGUGUUGCAUUGUGCGGAGAAUUACUUGUGCAGCCGAUCCAAGAAAAUCCGAUCUGAAGCAAUACGUACAUGUGCAAGGCUUUUGAUUCCAUUGUUAACUGCUCUUGAAGGUCAACAGAAGCAUAGUAUGAAGACAAUGAACACAGUGGCUGAUGUUUUGAAAAAAUUACUGAUAGUUGGUAUCACAGAUCCAGAGCCAGAGAUCCGCUAUUGUGUUCUUUCUGUGCUAGAUGAGCGUUUUGACCCACAUCUUGCUCAAGCCGAAAACCUGAAUGCUCUUUUUGUUGUUCUCAAUGAUGAAGUCUUUGAGAUACGGGAGCUUGCUAUAUGCAUAAUUGGUCGUCUUAGCAACAGAAAUCCUGCAUAUAUUAUGCCAACAUUAAGAAAAACAUUAAUCCAGAUUUUGACUGAACUUGAACACAGUGGAGUGGGUCGUAGCAAGGAACAGGCUGCUCGUGUGCUUGGUCAUCUCGCCUCCAAUGCUUCUCGCUUAAUCAGACCAUAUGCAGAACCCAUUCUCAAGGUAUUGAUUCCCAAGUUAAAAGAACCAGAUCCACAUCCUGGUGUCACAAUCAGUGUAUUAGCAGCCAUUGGAGAACAAGCUGAGGUCAGUGGUUUGGAGAUGAGGAAGUGGGUUGAUGAAUUAUUGCCUAUUAUUCUGAACACCUUACAGGAUCUUACAUCUGUUGAGAAGAGAGAAGUUUCUCUUUGGACUUUAGGCCAAUUGAUUGAGAGCACUGGCUAUGUUGUAGAGCCUUACCAAAAAUAUCCUGCUCUAUUGGGAAUUCUUCUUAAUUUCAUGAAAACAGAGCAGACACAUAGUGUCAGACGAGAGGUUGUACGUGUGCUGGGUAUCCUGGGAGCAUUGGAUCCCCAUAAAAACAAAUUAAAUGUGAGUCGAAUGAAAGAAGAAUCUGGAUUGACGCUGAGUGGAGCCUCAAUUGACUCGUUUGUGAUUAACAAGUCUUCUAGUGAUUCACAAACAUCAAUUCCUCUGGCUGACUACAGUACCAAUGAACUUUUAGUAAUGAUGGGUGCUCCAACCUCCUUAGAAGACUUCUACCCUGCUGUUGUUGUGUCGGCACUGAUGAGGAUAAUGCGUAAGGCUUGCUUUAGUUCGGACCACUCUUUACUCAUCCAGUCUAUUUCAUUCAUAUUCAAAAGUCUUGGGUCUAGAAAUGUACCCUACUUUGACCAGAUUGUUAAUGCAUAUGUGACAGUCACCCGCAAAGCUGAAGUUAACGUGAAAGAGUUCAUGUUCCAGCAACUUGGAUUUUUAGUCACUUUUGCUAAACAACACGUGCGGAACUUUCUGGGAGAUAUUUUUCAACUAAUUAAGGAAAAUUGGACCAUGAAAAGUCAAGAUCAGAAUAUAUAUCUGUCAUUGUUGGAACAGUUAGUGCAUGCUGUUGGCUCUGAAGUAAAACCUCAUCUUCCACAAAUUGUACCUCAGAUCUUACGUAUACUAAUGUAUGAUACAAGUAAACAAAGAGAAUACACUUUGCAACUGCUUGAAGUCCUCCAGUUAUUUGGUUCCAGUUUGGAUGAUUGCCUUCAUGUACUUUUGCCCUACAUCAUUAAAUUGUUUGACUCUAACGAUGUUCCUCUCAAUGUUCGCAAAAUGGCUUUAGAAACUGUUGAUGUCUUCACUGAAGAUUUGGACAUGACAGAUUUUGCAUCUCGCUUGGUUCAUUCUUUUGUUCGUACCAUUGAUUCAACCCCAGAACUAAUACCUACCACUAUGGACACUAUGUGUUCUAUGAUGCUGCAGCUGGGACAAAAAUUCCUCCUGUUUGUACCUAUGGUUAACAAAACAGUGGUUCGACACAAAAUUGUCCAUCAACGAUUCGAAGUUAUUCUCACCAAGAUCACCAAAGGUGGCCUAGGUGAUGAAGCUCCUGAAGGACUGUUAACUAGGCGACGGCAGAGGAAACGGAAAGAUUCAAAUGCUGAAAAUACUUCUGAGUUACCAAUGAGCAAAAAAUUACAUGUAUUUUUUACCAAUUUGCAGAAGGUCCUCACGCCAGCUCGACGGGUUUCUAAAGAAGACUGGAAUGAGUGGCUACGACAAUUAAAUAUUGAGCUUUUAAAAGAAUCCCCGGUGCCAUCAUUACGUUCAUGUUGGGCUCUGGCUCAAGUACACAACCAACUAGCAAGAGAUUUGUUGAACCCAGCCUUUGUAUCCUGUUGGACUAACCUCAAUGAAAGUCAGCAGGAUGAACUAGUGCAAUGUCUGGAGAAUGCACUCAAUUCUCAGGAGAUUCCAGAGGUCACACAAACACUUCUGAAUUUAGCUGAAUUUGUUGAACACUGUGAUAAGGGUCCCCUACCGUUGGAGCUAAAGGUCUUGUCUCAACGAGCAAUGCGGUGCCGUGCCUACGCUAAAGCAUUGCACUACAAAGAGGAUGAAUUCCAUCGAGCUCAUACACGAGAGACACUUGAAGCCCUCAUCAGCAUCAACAACAAACUUCAACAGCACGAAGCAGCCGCUGGAGUUCUUGAAUAUGCUCGAAAGAACCGUCUUGCAGAUUUGAUCGAGGAAACUUGGUAUGAGAAGCUGCAUGAAUGGGAAAAGGCUUUGAAAGCCUACGAGAAGAAACAAGAAACUCAUCCUGAUGACAAAAAUUGCAUUCUUGGAAGAAUGCGUUGUCUAGAAGCUUUAGCAGAAUGGAGUUCCCUGAACCAACUUGCUAGUGAUACAUGGUGUAUAGCGAAUGAUGAGCUCCGAACUAAGAUGGCUCAGUUAGCUACUGCAGCUGCCUGGGGUCUAGGGGAUUGGAAUAGUAUGGAAGACUACCUGACGUUCAUCCCAAGGAACACUUAUGAAAACUUCUUCUAUAGAGCCGUCUUUUCUGUUCACAAUGAAAACUAUUCCCAAGCUUUUCAGUUUAUUGACAAAGCCAGGGAUAUUCUAGACACAGAGUUAACAGCAAUGGCAGGAGAAAGCUAUGCAAGAGCUUACGGGCCAAUGGUAAAUGCUCAGAUGUUAUCUGAAUUGGAGGAAGUAAUUCAGUACAAAUUGAUACCAGAGCGGCGAGAUGUUAUUAAACAGAUGUGGUGGGACCGAUUACAGGGUUGUCAAAGGGUUGUUGAAGACUGGCAGAAAAUUAUACAAGUUCGAUCAUUGGUAAUUAGUCCUCUGGAAGGAGUCAAGACAUGGUUGAAAUAUGCCAGUCUUUGUCGGAAGAGUGGCCGGCUGGCCCUGUCACAGAAGACCCUCGAAAUGUUAAUGGGUGUGGAUCUAUCCAAACAAAGUAACAACAAUUUACCUACAGAUAUGCCAAUGGUUACAUUUGCAUACAUCAAGCAUAUGUGGCUCUGCAAUCAAAAGCAAGACAGUUUUGCCGCCUUGCAACAAUUUAUCCAUCAAACCCAACGACAGAGUGAAGUCCUGCUAUCCACUGGAGAUGCGGCUGCUGUCACUGAACUUCGUAAACUAUUAGCCAGAUGCUACUUGAAACAGGGAGAUUGGUUACUCGAAUUAAACGGUAUUGAUGAUAGCUCAAUUGCAAAAGCUUUAGACAGCUUUAAAAUGGCCCAGGAUAGAAACAAGAAUUGGUAUAAAGCUUGGCAUGCUCUAGCACUAACCUACUAUGAAGCCGUUUUGUAUUACAAAAAGAAAGAAAUGUCUGCUGCAAACCUCUCUGCAUCAUCAGCAAGUCAAACUGAAGGGGCUGCAGCUACUGGGAAAGAAGCUCCUCCAGACAUUGGUAUGAAGGCACAAAGCCAUAACACACCUAAUAUUUUACUACAUUGUGUUCCUGCAGUUCGUGCUUUAUUUAAAGCAAUCUCACUAUCAAACCAGAACAGUUUACAAGACACUCUGAGAUUGCUAACACUGUGGUUUGACUACGGUCACUAUUCUGAGGUGCAUGAAUCCUUGAUUGAAGGGAUAAAAACCAUGCAGAUUGAGAACUGGCUGCAGGUCAUACCCCAGCUGAUUGCCAGAAUUGACACUCCUCGUCAUUCAGUCGGGCGACUAAUUUCACAGUUGCUAAUUGACAUUGGCAAAGCUCACCCCCAGGCUCUUAUCUACCCGUUGACAGUAGCAUCGAAGUCCAGUGUUUUAGCUCGACAAGCUGCUGCCAACAAAGUUCUUAAGAGCAUGUGUGAGCACAGUAAUACUCUGGUAAAACAAGCCGUUCUGGUGAGUGAAGAAUUAAUACGUGUGGCCAUUUUAUGGCAUGAACUAUGGCAUGAAGGCUUAGAAGAAGCUUCUAGGCUCUACUUUGGGGAGAAAAACAUCAAAGGGAUGUUUGAAACUCUUGAACCUCUACAUCGUAUGAUGGACAGGGGACCUCAAACCAUGAAAGAAAUCUCUUUUAGCCAGGCAUAUGGCCGAGACUUGCUUGAGGCCCAGGAGUGGUGCAAGAUAUACCAGCGUUCAGCGCUACUGAAAGAUCUUACACAAGCCUGGGAUCUUUAUUAUCAGGUCUUCCGGCGAAUAACCAAGCAACUACCUCAGUUAACUUCUUUGGAAUUGCAAUACAUGUCGCCAAACUUACUGCGGUGUCAAGACUUGGAACUGGCUGUCCCCGGCACAUAUGACCCGAACCAGCCUGUUGUGUGCAUCCACCAUGUUCAAACUACUCUCCAAGUGAUCACAUCCAAACAGCGACCUCGAAAAUUGAGCAUAUAUGGUAGCGAUGGUAAGGAUUAUGUCUUUCUUCUAAAAGGACAUGAAGACCUUCGACAAGAUGAGAGAGUGAUGCAGUUGUUUGUUUUGGUUAACUCAUUAUUGGCAAACAAUCCAAAAACAUUCCGCCGAAAUUUAUCGAUCACUCGAUAUGCUGUUAUUCCACUGUCUACUAAUUCUGGCCUCAUUGGCUGGGUCCCUCACUGUGAUACACUACACUCUCUCAUCAGAGAUUACCGUGAAAAGAAAAAGAUCCUGCUCAACAUUGAACAUCGCUUAAUGCUUCGGAUGGCUCCUGACUACGACCAUCUUACAUUAAUGGAAAAAGUGGAAGUGUUUGAGCAUGCUUUGGAACACACCCAAGGGGAUGACCUUGCUAAGAUUCUCUGGUACAAAUCACCAAGUUCUGAGGUUUGGUUUGAUCGUCGAACGAAUUAUACUCGUUCAUUGGCUGUUAUGUCUAUGGUUGGAUAUAUACUUGGUUUAGGUGACAGACAUCCAUCUAAUUUAAUGUUGGAUCGUAUGAGUGGUAAAAUCAUCCACAUUGAUUUUGGUGAUUGUUUUGAAGUUGCAAUGACUCGUGAAAAAUUCCCUGAAAAAAUUCCAUUCCGCUUGACUCGAAUGCUUAUUAAUGCUAUGGAGGUAACUGGUAUUGAUGGUAUUUAUCGACACACUUGUGAAAGUGUCAUGUCAGUUCUGCGUGAAUACAAAGACAGCCUGAUGGCUGUUCUGGAAGCCUUUGUCUAUGAUCCUCUGCUCAAUUGGCGAUUAAUGGAUGCAAAUGAUAAGCCGAAAGGAAAAGCUGAAACAUCGGAUUCUAUGCCCAGUAGUCAGGAACGAGGUGACCACCUCAUGGAAGCUGGUGAUAUGCAAACCACACACAAGAAAACUACCGGCCAGAAUACCACUGCUGCUGCUGCUGCUACUGCUGCUGCUGCCCCAGAAAUGAUACAUUCUCUUUCUGACACAGUUCAACCAGAGGCUUUGAACAAGAAGGCUAUAUCUAUAAUCAACCACGUCAAAGAGAAACUGACAGGUCGUGACUUUUCAAAGGAGGAAGCGGUGGAAGUCUCCCGGCAAGUUGACCUUCUGAUAUGUCAAGCAACAUCCCACGAGAAUCUAUGCCAGUGCUAUAUAGGAUGGUGUCCAUUCUGGUAGUGAUUCCUGGUGCUUAAAGAUGGAAUAAAUGUUUGAGAACGUAAAGAACUUUUGAUCCAAACAAAUAGAGACUGUCUGUGCCCGUAUUGGUUGUCAGCCAACUGUCAGGCUAACAAAACCAGAAGUGGACAUAACCAAAAAUAAAAAUCACUCCCAGAGAACUAUUGCCUGAUAGAAUCGGCUGGUCUUCAUUUUUAUCAAUGAGUUUUAGAAAUACAGAGAUCUGUUCCUCUGUAUUAAUUUGGUGAAUGUGGGGUUUAUUUCCGCAUAUCUUUAUUAUGCAUAAAGCCACAUGUUGUAUGAUUGUGCGACGUUGGUACUUUUUACUGAAUGCAAUCUAUGCCGGCUACAUGUGUGCCACAUGUUGCAGUGUGGAAGUCACUUAUUAGAGACAGGGGUGGGGCGAUCAUACCCUAAAGCUAGGCCUUCUCAUAAACGUUCUUCAAGAGGUUUAUGUGUUACCUUCAUUGAAAUCCAUUACUUACCUUACACCAAGGAAUAAAACAAAAAAAAAACCAAAAAAACAUAAGCUUGAGACUCUGCUCCAAUUAUUUAUAGAUGUUUUUGAUCUAGUUUGAAUUCUUUGCCAUCGAAUUUGGAUUCUUUGCAAUCAAAUUUGAAUUUUUUAAUUGGUGCUCAAGCCUUGAAAAAGAAAAAGAGUUAAACUACAUCAGCCGAAAGGGAAUACAUGUCUAUCUUAUCUAACUCGUCCAGUAGAGCCCACCAAUUGAUAUCUGAAAAGUUCGAUGAAAUAACUCAUGAACACUGCGAUAGCUUCUACCAGAAGAUGUUCUUUUACGACGAACAGUCUGAACAAGGGGAGAUAAUAGGAAAAGAAUCAUUCGUAUAUUAUCUCCCCUUGUUCAGACUGGUCGACGACGUAAAUAUGUUGAAGCAUCUUUUGGUAGAAGCUAUCGCAGUGUUCAUGAGUUAUUUCAUCGAACUUUUCAGAUAUCAAUUGGUGGGCUCUACUGGACGAGUUAGAUAAGAUAGACAUGUAUUCCCUUACGGCUGAUGUAGUUUAACUCUUUUUUUUUUUUCAAGGCUUGAGCACCAAUUAAAGAAUUCAAACUAGAUCGAAAACAUCUAUAUUUAUAUAAUGAAACAAUACUUCUUUUUUUGAAGUCCAGUUUACUAAUCUGAUGUAUUAUUAUCUUGUGGGGGCCACUCAUUUAUCUCCCCAAUUCUCUGUGUAUGCAUGCGUGUGUGUGUGUGUGUGUGUGUGAAAUAAGAUGUAAAUCUAAAAUUUUUUUUUCUUUUCUUUACAAUUGUAAAUUAUUUUAAUAGCAUCUCCUGAUGAUUAAACUGAGCUUUAUUUAAAAUUGGUCUCUUGACAUGAAUUGUUUGUGAUAUGUAUCGCUAGCAGCCAACUUAACAAAACCCAAAAGCAUACUUGUUCAAUUUCCUAAACCUUAAAAACACGUUAAAAUGCUGCAUUCAUUAUAAAUUAAAGGAAUUCAUUACUCCCCCCCCCCCUCAGUAUACUCUUUCUAUAUUAAACUAAUUGGAUUAGUUUUGUGUUUAUAUUUCAGGGGCAUAGAGGGGGAGUGCGUGCAAAAUUGCUUUAGCGAUUUUCACUGACAAUUCAAGAAGGGAUGAAAUAAGGGAUUAGCUAUAAGGUUUAUUUACUUUGCAGAAAGGUUUUUUUUUUUUUGUCUUAAACUCGUUAAGCAAAAAAUAAGCUUUUUUUUUAUCCGAAUUUCUCUGUGUAGGAGAGAGAUUGUUUAGUGAAACUAGAAGUACCAACAUGAUGUUCUCCUAUUUCACAUGAAUCAAAUUUUCUCUUUCAUCAACAAGUGAAAAGAAAAUGAAAAUAUGAUUUGCUACAUCAGAAUAUUAAAACUAUCAUUCCAUUA
Molecule: messenger RNA, 9597 nt
Organism: Octopus sinensis (East Asian common octopus)
Lineage: Eukaryota; Metazoa; Mollusca; Cephalopoda; Octopoda; Octopodidae
Product: serine/threonine-protein kinase mTOR
Exons: 58
Coding region: 248-7741 (2497 amino acids)
Biological process (GO): TOR signaling; protein phosphorylation; negative regulation of macroautophagy
Cellular component (GO): nucleus; TORC2 complex; TORC1 complex
Molecular function (GO): protein-containing complex binding; protein serine/threonine kinase activity; protein binding
Source: RefSeq, a predicted model, not a curated record